CACCCAGCUCGCCUAUAAAGCAGACCUCAACGGGCGCCACAAACAGAAUCAGAGACAGAGAGAGAGAGAGAGGGUGUGUGUGCUGGAGCUUGCUUGAUAAUUCUUCGGCUCCAAGGGCAGACCGGCUGAUCGGUAGAGGCAAAGAUUUCUCUCGGCCAGCACUACAAUCUUCACACUCCAAGCUAGAGAGCUCGCGCGCUAAUUAAGCUAGCAGCAUGUCGUACCCCUGCCUUCGCCGCGCCGCCGUGCCGGUAAAGCGGGUCUGGCUCGGCCUCCGCGGGCGCCUCGGCCUCCGUCGAUCCACCGGUCUUGGCGAGCUGCGCAGGGAGGUCCGAACGUGCGAGUACGACGACGUGCACGUCAUGUGGGAGCUGCUCAGCGGCAUGGACGGCAGCGCGCCGCGGAAGUACGUGCACGUAGCCGCCACCGCCGCCAUGGUUGAUGCCGCCGCCCGGAAGAAGCUGAGGGGGAGGAGGCGGACGAGGAGGGCCGAUGCCGAAUCCGCCGCGUGGAGCCGCCUCUUCUCUUCCUGCUGCGCCUUCUGAUCUCUCAAAAUAAAGAAAAUCCGAGCUGCCUGAUGGCCGGGUUUGGAAAGGAUGUUUUCGAGAUCGAUGAAUCCUCUCUCUUCGCUCUUGACCGCGUGCAGCUAUGAUAUAAAGCAGCAAUCGUGGCGAGACGGAGGAAGAAGUGAUGACCCACUGUCGAUUCGCGUGUACGUAUGUACGUAUUGCGAGCUGUAAAUACAGGCGGCUCUGCUUCCAUUUUGAUGUAGUAAACCGACCCAUGUAAAAGAGUUUACCAUCAUCACCACCCAGGGACAGUUUUGUUCGUGUGCUAGUACAGUAAGUAGUUUGGUUGUCCA
This is a messenger RNA of Aegilops tauschii subsp. strangulata, 862 nucleotides long. RefSeq lists its product as uncharacterized. NCBI's taxonomy places the organism in Eukaryota, Viridiplantae, Streptophyta, Magnoliopsida, Poales, Poaceae. The record is from RefSeq and is a predicted model, not a curated record.